Messenger RNA from Megalobrama amblycephala (Wuchang bream), 2398 nucleotides. Its product is annotated as ecto-ADP-ribosyltransferase 5-like. The record is from RefSeq and is a predicted model, not a curated record. Gene Ontology annotation, molecular function: NAD+-protein-arginine ADP-ribosyltransferase activity; NAD+ poly-ADP-ribosyltransferase activity. Lineage: Eukaryota; Metazoa; Chordata; Actinopteri; Cypriniformes; Xenocyprididae. The transcript is spliced from 3 exons. The coding region runs from base 1078 to 2268 and encodes 396 amino acids.
AACAAAGACAUUGUGGAACUUUCUACUAAUUCUUUUCAUUUAUAUACAUUCCUUACUGCAGUUAUCCAUCAGACAGAAUGGGAACAGUAAGUACUGGCUCAUGUAAAGACAGCUCAUUUGGUAAUUUCUUACAUUUAUAUCCACCUGCAGAGCAAAUAUGCCCAAUCCUGCUGCUGGAGGGUCAACGCCAACUCCAACCCAGCUCCCAAAACACUUGCCUGGAAGUUUCUACACAGCAAUGCAUGAUGGGACUUUUGAUUGGUGCACCCAAAAUGCACUGCAAAAUGCUUUUUUUAUUAUCACCAUUGUUGAGAUUCAUAUGCUGAUUCUUGAUGCCUUGAUGCCUUGUGUGUCUAAAUCAUUAAAAAAGUAAAGUGUCCAGAGCCCAACUAUAGCAAACACCGAUCACCAUAACAGUGACUCUUUCUUUCAGUGAUUCUGCUUGUUAAGAGCAGGAGUUUAACACUGGGGGUUUUCGCUGUGUAAUGAGUCUGAGGACCUUGAUUAGCUAAUUAGGUGUGUUUAAUUAGGCUUGCAGUUAAUCUCUGCCGGACAUUUGCAGGUUUAGGCACCCCGGCCUUAAGGUAACCAAAAACUUGUUUAUUUAAGAACAGAUUAUGCAUGAGUGCAGUUUCACAUCCAAAUGCUGAGAUUUUCAGAAAACCUAAAUAUAUCUCACUGCAUUAUGUAAUAAAUAAAAGAGGACAUGAGAAAGGAAUUACAUUUUUAAUAGUUGUACAAGCUGGCAAAUUAAUCCUAAGUACUUUUAUGCAAAUACAGAAAAAGUUUGUCCCGUGUGAAACCACACAGACCAGACCUUUUAUAAGAUUUAGUAAUUAGAUGAUUGUGCUAUUUAGAUGGUCCAUGCAUCAUGAUCUAACGCACACACUUUUAUGCAAUAUUAAAAGAAGGGGAAAAAAAGCAAACUUCCUCAUCUUUUGGUUUAAAAACUGCUGUUGUCAUCAGGCUGGAUGCACUUCUUUUCUCGUCAUUGCUCCUGAAGAACCUUACAAAAAGACAACCACGUAAAGACAAUUAGACAUCUGUUCUUCAUCUGAGGGAUUUGACUGAAUCAAGAUGCUGCUGAUCAUUGAAGCUCUUCUUUUCAUUUCAUCUGCUCUAGGACGGGAACAUAAAGCUGCUGUUGAAGGACAGAUAUAUCCACUGGAUAUGGCACUGAAUUCUGUCGAUGAUCAGUAUGAUGGUUGUACAGAGAAAAUGGCACACCUGGUGAAGACUAAAUAUCUAGAGAGGGAAAUCAAUAACUCAACUGAAUUUAAAAAGGCCUGGCAAGAAGGUGAAAUGAAUGCCAUAGCACCAGAGGACAACUUGACAAGGAAUAAUUCAAUCGCUAUUUAUGUGUACACUAACUUUGAUUCUAGUGUAUAUAGCAGUUUUAAUAUGGCUGUUCAUAAUGGGAAACAAAACUACACAGAACAGACAUUUAAAUGGUAUUCACUUCACUUUUUGUUAACAGUUGCGAUACAGAUAUUGACUGAAGCACAAGAGAAAUGCAAGCUAACUUAUCGUGGUACAACAGUUGAAUUUUUUAAGAAUGUGACUGGUGAAGUGGUUCGUUUCGGCUCUUUUACAUCCUCCUCGCUCGACCGUACAGUAGCAAAACGUUUUGGAACUAAAUCUUGUUUUGAAAUCAAAACUUGCAAUGGUGCUAAUGUGGUCAAAUAUUCUAAGUACCCUGAACAGAAAGAAGUGCUGAUUCCUCCAUAUGAGAAGUUUAAAGUCACUGCUGUCAGGACAAGACGAUAUCAGAAAGAUCUGUGGUGUGACACUGUGUACGAGUUGGAAAGCUCUGGAACAAGAAGUGACCUGAACUGUUCAGUGGCAUUCAAUAAUUCAAUCAGGUUCACCAAAUAUACAUCAACAUUUAAUAUGUGUGCAUUUUGCAGAUGUUUUUGCCGAAAGAUAAGGGCCAGUCGUAGCUAUUUUAAAAUAAAUAGGUUUGAAGCAUUUACUGACGUAGGCAGAUUAUGUGGUUGCCUAGAAGAAAACUGGCUGGAAGAACACAGAAUCAAUCAAGCUGAUAGAAACUUUUACAUAGAGCACCAUCAGCUGCGUAGAGGCAGACUCAAUCCCACCGUCAGAGAAAUGUAUGCAGAGAACCAACAGCUCUGGAGAUGCAGAUUCAGUCACACCCAUAUUCACCCAGGACAAGAAAUUAGUCAGAAACCGCGUUGCUAUCAGUUCUUGCAUUCUGUAGGAACUGACCGCAUUACCUUCACAUUACUGAAGCCUUGCUGUAGAGUUUGAGCUUCAGUAAUACUUUAAAAUGUAUGUUGAAUGCUUUAAAUGUACAUCCUUAUAUGAUUGACUUAAUUUCCAUGUGAAUAAUUUACUUUUUAAUUCGGUAACACUUUAGAAUAACUCACGCUAUGAAGCA